AUGCUUUUGUUCCUCAGGGAUUUCUGGAUUGAGAAAACCAUUUAUGAGCAGAUGUACGAUGGCCAUUGGAGAAGAAGGCAGCAAGCAUCGUUUAAUGCACAGGUGAUAGAUAUUGGAAAGAAGGUGAAGGAUGGGGGGUUUGAAGUAUGUGUGUCUGACUCUAGACAUUUUAUUGAUAGCAUCCUAACAAAAGAAUCUAUUGAGGCAUUUGGGAAGGAGAUAGCCUGUGGGAUCGAGGAUAUAAGAGGAUGCUAUAUUACUGUUGACAAGUUCCAUUAUGUGUAUCAUUUUGAAAGUAAGAGGUUUUUGAUGUGUAUAGAAAGGUUUACAUACUGUGGAGGGGAGUGUGAUACAUAUGGGGAGCCGUCUGACAUCAAUGAAAUGUGUUUUCUAAAAUCCCUGAUUGAUUCUCCAUUGUACAUGAGGUUUAAACCAGAGGAGUUGGUGAUGCAUAGAUCUGCCAUUGAAGGGAUGAAUGAUGGUGAAAGGUCGUAUCUAAUGACGAUAUUAGAGCAGAACAAUGAUCUCUGUGGAAAUGAAUGCCGUCUGUGCAAAGGCUACAAAGGGGAUGGAGAGAAGCCUGGUGAUCUCGGGCCUCGAGAAGGCAAGAUUAAAAGAUACAAUCCGUUUAGUGAUAGGCCUUUGGAUGGUAAUGAUACAAAAGCAGAUGGUGAGAAGAUUUACAUAUUUGAUGGCAUAUACAUUGAGAAAGAAGGUCAAGGAGAAUUGAGAAGCAAAUGGCUAGAUUUAUGUUCCGACAGCUCAGAAGAUGAACAUAACAAUUUAUUGUGA
Encephalitozoon romaleae SJ-2008 is the source of this 792-nucleotide messenger RNA. RefSeq lists its product as hypothetical. The transcript has a single exon. The record is from RefSeq and is a predicted model, not a curated record. Gene Ontology annotation, biological process: telomere maintenance via telomerase. Lineage: Eukaryota; Fungi; Microsporidia; Unikaryonidae. The coding region runs from base 1 to 792 and encodes 263 amino acids. Gene Ontology annotation, molecular function: telomeric repeat DNA binding. Gene Ontology annotation, cellular component: chromosome, telomeric region; telomerase holoenzyme complex.